AUGAGCCCCUGGUUGUCGUCGUUUCGGCGCAAGUCGAGCCCCGAGCCGGCCGCAGUUGAGCUGGGCGGGGAGUACCAAUACGACUCGGACCCUCAACCGGAUAUCGUCCACGAUGGCAGUCUUGCCUUCACCAGAGUCAAGGGCGGCAAUGGAUCUGGAGCGACUUACCAGGAGGCGGUCGGCGCUCCGGUUGAGUCCACGUCCCCUCUGGGCUACCACGUCGGAUCCCUUACCAUCAUCUUUCUCAACGUGAAUCAGAUGAUUGGUACAGGAAUCUUUUCGGUACCCGGCAGCAUCCUCAAGGCAACGGGAUCGGUCGGUCUGUCGCUGAUCUACUGGUCCAUCGGUGCGGUCAUGGCCUUUGCUGGGUUCGGCGUCUACCUCGAGUAUGCCAGCUACUUUCCCAACCGAAGCGGUUCUGAGGUCGUGUACCUUGAGCAAGCAUACCCACGGCCACGAUUCUUUCUACCAAUCGCUUUCGCUGUCCAGUCCGUCGUUCUGUCGUUCAGUAGUAGCAACGCCGUCGUGCUCUCGAGAUAUUUGUGGCGCAUUGCUGGACAGACCCCGACGGAUUGGCAGAUGAAGGGUGUGGCUAUCGCUGCGUAUACUCUAGCGGUCAUCUGUGUCAUCGCCCACAACAAGUAUUCGCUUUGGGCUGUGAAUGUCCUCGGCGCCCUGAAGAUACUCACUCUCAUCUUCAUCAGCAUCACUGGAUUCGUCGUGCUGGGUGGCCAUGUCUCCCGAGUGUCACAUCCGGGGCACAACUUCCAGAACUCAUUCCAGGGCACGACUAACAGCGGCAACGACCUGGCCACAGCUCUAGUCAGCAUUGUCUUCUCCUACACCGGUUACUCGAACGCGUUCAACGUCGUCAACGAGAUUAAGAAUCCGAUUCCUACAAUCAAGAGGCACGGUCUGCUCUCCAUUCUGGUGGUUGCCGUUUUAUACGUGCUUUGCAACAUUGCAUACUUCGCCGCUGUUGACAAAGCCGAGUUCAGUGCUUCCAAGGAGAUCGCAGCGUCUAUCUUCUUCAGGACCGUUUUUGGCAAGGGAGGCGCUGAGACGGCUCUCAAUGUGCUGGUGUUGCUGAGCGCGUACGGCAACCUUCUCGCCGUGUUAGUGGGCCAAUCCCGCCUGAUUCGCGAGAUCGGCCGCCAAGGGGUCCUACCCUUUACGCCAUUUUGGGUCUCAACAAAGCCAUUUGGAACUCCACUGGGGCCGUACGUCCUCAAAUGGGCCAUGACCUUUGUCAUGAUUGCUGCUCCGCCAGCCGGGGACGCGUUCACUUUCGUCGUCAGCCUCAAAACUUACCCCGAGGCCAUGUUCCACUUCGCUUUGGCCAUCGGCCUGUGGCUGGUGCGUCGACGUCGCAGCCGCAACAAGUUCCCGCCGUCUCAAUUCCGCGUGUGGGAUGGGUUCUUGAUAUUUUUCAACCUGAUCCAAGUUUACAUCUUGGUCAUGCCGUGGUGGCCACCAAAGGGCGGGAUCUACGCUGGGGAUGUCUCUUUCUUUUACGCCACUUACUGCAUCACGGGAAUUGGAGUGAUGAUACUUUGCGGUAUCUACUACGUCUUAUGGAUGUAUCUCAUCCCGAGAUGGCGGAAGUAUAAGAUCCGAACGGAAAUCUUGGAGAUCGACCAUGACGGUGCCAACACGCAUCGUCUUGUCAAAGUCCCGCUCAACGAGCUUGACCAGUGGGAUGCGGAACACGAUGAAUCGGGGUUGCCGCGUCAGGCACGAUACUAA
Messenger RNA from Purpureocillium lilacinum, 1746 nucleotides. RefSeq lists its product as uncharacterized. Gene Ontology annotation, biological process: amino acid transmembrane transport. Gene Ontology annotation, cellular component: membrane. Lineage: Eukaryota; Fungi; Ascomycota; Sordariomycetes; Hypocreales; Ophiocordycipitaceae. Gene Ontology annotation, molecular function: L-amino acid transmembrane transporter activity. The record is from RefSeq and is a predicted model, not a curated record.